Molecule: messenger RNA, 1085 nt
Organism: Cladocopium goreaui
Lineage: Eukaryota; Dinophyceae; Suessiales; Symbiodiniaceae
Source: the annotation of a GenBank genome assembly
UUUGUGUGGAGAUGUUUGCAUGUUCUUGCUGAAGAUCAGUUGAGCGAAUUGUUUUCCUCCAGGUUUACUCAAACAGGAACUUGAGGUUUGAUGCAGGGUUUUCCCAGACAUGCUUGACGCUGAACAAUGUCAAGACCGUACCCUGCGCUUCCUUUGCCAAGCAGCUACACAGUAUGCCAUUCUUGCACCUGCGGUGUCCAGAUCACUGGGGCGAAGGUUGAAGAACUAUGCAAAAAGCUCCAAAGUGUUGCUGCACCCAAGCACUGAACAACUCUUUUGUCCCAGAUGCUCUCAAGCCUAUGUUCCAGGCUGCAACUGCCGUGUUUCCACGCGGCCACGGCCCCGCAGAAAGAAACCACGAAAGAAGACUAAAAGAGCUUUGAAUGAGCUGACGCCAUCAAAGCCAAAAUCCUCCCCAGGUAAAGGCGGCGAGCCGAAAGGUGGCAUGGAGACAGCAAAGCCAGACCCAAAGGCCAAGACAAAGGCAGCCAAGAGAUACGUCCAGUACUCUUGUGGAGUGUGUCGUCACCGUCGUCGCAUUCCUUUGCCCAAACGACGAAGGCAAAAGAUCACGCCACAGUCGCCGAAUUCCGGCCAUGGCAGCCAUGGAAGCCAUGCGGUUUUUCGAACUGUGGCACAGAAGAGACAAGCUGCUGCUGCCGAAGAAGCCAAAAACGCUGCCAGAGCUGCAAAGCGACAGAGGGCUAAGGCAAAGGCAUUGGCCCAACAGGCUCAAACAACAAAGGAGAUUCAAGUGGGGCAGGAUCCCAAGGAUGCAAAGAUCCCAGCCAUGAGCUCAGCUCAGGAGGUUGCUCCAAAUCUGGAGGACUCAGAGGCCAAAAUCGGAUCGAAAGGAUUGGAUGAAAAGGCUGCAACUCCCACUGAGCUCAGGGCUGGUGAAGCUGCGCCCAAGGCUGCUCCUGCAGGUCCAACAUCUCAAGGUCAAGAACCUCGGCGCAAGCGAAAACGAGAAGAUAAACUGAGUCGAGUCAUGAACCAAUUGAGCAAUCAACGUUCUCAAAGCUUAAGUGGCUUUGAUUUCUAAGUCUCCACAGCAUGGCGCUGAAAGUGUGGCUGGCAAAAAA